Molecule: messenger RNA, 5468 nt
Organism: Oryzias melastigma (Indian medaka)
Lineage: Eukaryota; Metazoa; Chordata; Actinopteri; Beloniformes; Adrianichthyidae
Gene: cep85l
Product: centrosomal protein 85, like
Exons: 13
Coding region: 876-3056 (726 amino acids)
Cellular component (GO): centrosome
Source: RefSeq, a predicted model, not a curated record
CUUCUGCUGCCCAGGCAGCUGGGCUUCAGGACUUUGGUUUCUUUCGUGUUUCGGUUCUGAACGGAGCGUUUUAGGGUCCAAAGAACAGAGAUCUUCUCCUUAAGACAUAAUAAUAAUUGCUAUUAUAAAUGUUUUGUUGUCCUUAUUAAAACAAAUCAACACAAAACGGUGAAUUCUGAUCCCAUUUGUUUAACUGUGGCAAUAGAAGGAGCUAGAAUCAAUUGAACUAAUGUUUUACUUCACUUAUUUAAAUUCAGAGUUCCAAAAGUCUGCCAGAGUGGUUUUAUUGUAGCUGGGAUGGUUUAAUGUUCUCAUUUUCCUGAUUAUUGGUUAAAUGUUGCCAGGUUGGUUUUACCGUUCCAUAUUGGUCCAGCGUUGCCAGGUUGGUGUGAUUGUCACUAGGUUGAUUUAACGUUGCCAAGAUGUUCUAAUUUUGCUUGGUUGUGUGUUGCCAGAUUGGCGUAGUUUGUUUAUUUUUCCCUGAUUCAUUUAGCGUUGCCAGUUUUUUGUUUUUAAUUUAUUUUAUUUUUUUGUUGUUGCAAGGUUGCUUUCUUCGUCAGCAGAUUGGUUUAUUGUUGCCAAGUUGUUGUGUGUGUGUGUUUUUUUUUUCUUUCUCAAUUUAACCACAAAAUUGAUUUUAUAAUCAUCAGGUUUGUGUUAUUGUAGCCGGGUUGGUUCAACGUUGCCAAGUUAGUUUAAUGUUGCCUGGUUAGUUGAGUGUUGCAAGAUUGGUUUUAUUGUUCCAGGUUUGUUCAGCGUUGCCAGGUUGGAUAAAUGUUGCCAAGUUGGUCCAAUUUUUCCUGGUUGGUUGAGUGUUGCCAGGGUCCCCAGGUUGGGGUUGUGGACCUGACCCGGCCUGGCCCGGUGGCAGUGGAAUGUACGGCGGACGCAGACGAAGCGCGGUGUCUGACAGCGGCGACACUGGUAUCGGUACUCUGUGCUCGGACAGUUUGGAAGACGACUCUGGUUCUGGUACCACCCCCCCGUCCCUCCAUCUGUCUUUGCUUCCUCACUCUAUCCGGGAUGACGACACUGUCCCUGUCGUCGCCAUCACUCCGUCCUCGUCCUUCUCACCUGGAAGUGGCUGCAGAACCCCAGCUUCACCCCACAGCGCUGGACGCUGGACCCAGUCCUGGUACUCUCCAAAAGCCAGGAGUUCUCAGAUGGGGGCGCCAAGUUGUCUGGACCUGAAGGACCCCCAGCCUAUCAGGAGGUGGUCCUCGUUUACAAAGCUGUCAUCAGGAUCGGAGAAGAACUCCACCAGAACAUCCAGCUUCCAGUACAACGCGGAUGCUCAAGGCUCUCUGGACAGAGGUCUGCAGUACGGGUCCAGGAAGGCCUGCAGGAGCACCAGCAUGGACUUCUAUCUGCCUUUGUCUUCCAUCUCAACGUGCAGCACCACACUGCAGCGAUCACCAGGUGCCAGUCCCAGUUCCUGGUACCAGCACAGCAGUAGAUCUCUGGGUCUGGACAUGGACCGGUUCCCGUCCUCAGCUCACUCCUCUCCACUCAAACAGAGCAGUCUGGACGUGAAGUACGCUCCAUCAACUGAGCCGAACAUGGCCCGCGGAGGAGGACACGGGUUUGGACUGAGCUUUUCCAAGUCGGCAGAACGUUCUCUGGUCCAGAAAGGGGAGAGAACCUCCCCGAUUCAGCCGGCUGUUCGGACGCAGAUGUGGCUGACGGAGCAGAUGGAGUACAGGCCCAAGUCAGAGCCCGGCUCAGACGCAGACGAGCUGUCGCCAUGGCAACAAGGACUCAACCAGACGUUGAUGGAGACCUCACUUCCUGUCCACACUCUGGUGAAGGUGAAAGAAGAGGUGCUGCGGCAGAGGGAGCUGGAGAUCCUCAGGCAGAAGCAGCAGAUCCUGCAGCUGCACAUCCGGAUCAGAGAGAAUGAGCUCAGAGCUCAGCAGCUACUUCAGAACCACAGAGGCUGGUCUGAUGACCCCCUGAGCCGAAACGCAGAGGAGUCACCAGCCAGGACACUCUGCAAGCAGCCGACGGAUUGGUCGUGCUGCCAUGAAGAAGUUGGGAGGAAACUGGCGUUGGCAGAACUUGAAGUCCUCCACUUGAACAAGUUCUUCAAGCAGGUCACCCAAAAAUACACAGAAGACAUGAGGAAGCUGGAGGAGAAGGUGAAGACGAGGGAUCGCUACAUCUGCAGCCUGAAGAAGAAGUGUCAGAGGGAGAGCGAGCAGAACCGAGAGAAGCAGCAGCGCAUCGAGACGCUGGAGAGAUACCUGUCCGAGCUGCCCACUGUGGAACAGGUUCAUGAGCGCGCCCAGCAGCAGGAGGAUCUGCAUCAGAAAGCCCAGGAUCUGGAGAAGACCGUUUCAAAGCUCCAGAAGAACCUGGAAGAGCGCCACACGUUGAUGAAGGAGAAGGAUAUCGUGAUUGAGUCACAGGCCAAGAGAGAGGAGGAGCUGAUUGCAUCUGUAAUCAGCCUGCAGAGUAAGGUGCAGCAGUGCUUCAGUGAUGGUGUUAGGUUGCCUGUGCAGGACCUGAAGCAGUUGGAGGUGGAGAACUCCCAGCUCCUGCAGCAGCGGAAUCACAGCAGUCAGAUUUUUAGGCAUCAGAAAGAAGAGAUCGAGAGGCUGAGUCUACUGUUCAUGGCCGCCAGAGCCAGGCUCCAGGAGAAACGAGGCGUUUCCCAUCAACAGCAGUCACACCCAUCAGAGGAAGAAGAGGACAGCCGAGCUCCUCCGUCCAGAGCCGCCCUACAGAACCAAAAAGAAGACCUGUCUCUGUGUGUGCCAUCUGGUCGGGGCAAGUCUGAAGUGGACCAACUGUUGAAGGAGAUGUCGUUGUGUUUAAUGGACCUUCAGGCUCUGUGCAAAAUCUUGGCUCAGAGAGCUCAGGGCAAAGAACCCAACCUGUCUUUACUUCUUGGCAUAAAGUCUGAGGAGACCGACUGCAGGGUGGAGGAGGAAGAGGAGGUCAGUGUCAAACUGCUUGAGGUCUGCCGACUGAGGAAAGACAUCGAUGAUCUGAGAAGAAACAUCUCUGAGCGCUAUGACCAUUUCUUGGGUAAUGGAAGACCCCCACCACACUGAUAUGUGACCAAACGAUGGACUUAGAUGACUGAAAUCAACAAACUUUGCAGACAAAUCGUCGUUCCAGAUAUAAAUGUGACUUUUGAGAGUUUUUUCCAUUGUCUCGGUGGACUAUGAAGUAUCGUUCCACUGUUACCAUCAUCUCUUCUUGAUUGAACUGAGUCUGUUCAGAUCCUCUUACAGCUGCUGUUCCUGGUGGGAUCUGUUUGUUCAAAUGUUUAUAAAACAAAAUAUUCAGGUCCACUUUUAUGCAGAUGACACCCAGCUCUCCAAACCCCAUUUGGAUUACUUUACCCUUUGUACUCUCAAGGGUUUCCAGAACCGAUGAACAGAAGUUAUUCGUUUUCAGUCAAUCAAAUCAGUUCUUCCUCUGGUGUUUGGAGUCUACUAGACUCUUUCAGCAGCUCUCGAUUUUUCAGUGGAUAUUACCUGUUGCUUACUUCCAUCUUGACAGCAAUAACUUUCUCCGUCCGUUGACAAUCAACACCUCAGCAGGUCUGUUAUUUUCUGCUGAAUUUCUUUCUUUGCACAUGCAGUCUCAACCCCCUCAUCUCCUCCUAAAAAAGUAUAGGAUAUAGUUUUGCUUGAUCCAAAAAAAAUGAAACAGAGUUUGUUGUAUGUGGUGGAAUGCAUGUUAGCAUGUUUGGCUGGUCCAAGCACAAAUCCACACAAAGUUAAUCAUUGUUCGUCUCAGCAUGUGCAUAGAUCCUUGGUCAGGUAAUGUUUUAGAAAUACCUCUUGACUUGAUUUUGAGGCAGGUUUCAAAUCAAAAGUAUUCUGUCAGUUCAUCAAGUAACAACCACUAGGUAGUUUAUCACAGAAGCAUGUAAGUCCCUAUGUAAUUUGAGGUGAAACAGCCCAACUUGGCUACGGCUACAAACACGUACAGUCUGAUUUCAAAAAGAUCUUCAUCUUUACGGUUAGAAUUAAAAUCCAUUGUAGAUAAAAUCUUACAUUUCAAGCUAAAAUUGUUCUCUGAGUCUUUUUAAAUUUCAUGCAAAAGUUGAAAUUUCAGUUCUAAAUGGUGUUUGUUACUGGGUGUGUUCCAACAACUGUCAGACUGGUUUAUCCUGUCUAUUUGCUAAAAGGGUGAGAAAAAAUGUAAAACCCUUCAAAUCCAUCCAAAAAAAAAGGCAAGUUAUUCCACCACACUCACUCCUACUCAUUGUUCCUGCAUAUCUGAAACUUUUCCAGAUGCUGCUCCUCAGUCACAACCGUCCACCCUUCAUCGCCAUUCCUUAAAAAUCCUCUCUGAUCAUAUUUUCAUCCAGUGGUCUUUUAGUUAUUAUGCCAUUUUUAGCCAAAAUCCUUUUCUAGGGCAUAGUUUCUGCAGAGAAAUUGACCUCUGAGUAGUGUUUAUCCGUACUAUCAGUACGGAUAAACACCGCCCCCUUCCCUCCCCGUUGCUAAUAGCUCUCUGUUUCCACUCUCUCCCACUAGCUUACAGCCCCCCAAGCCUAACAUUACCAAUACAACAAAAAUCGCGAGCAAUAUUGGAGCAAUCCAGCCGUACAGUUUUGAGCCAUCGGAAAAAUACCCCAAGAACAUGAUAAAAACACCAAAAACACAGUCUUCAUCUGAGUGGGUCUUGUCUGAUUCCUAUAUUUGCUAUAGGGUAUCAGUAGAACAUAGCAGUGGUUGUCUUAUUUCUGCAGUACUUACUGGGCUGCUGAAGCCGACCCAACUACUGUUGGGCGAUCUGUCAAAGGGAUUUUUCUACAUUUUCAUAGUUUUGUCUUAAUCUAAAAAUUAUUACCACAAAGUAUUAUCCUGACAGUGUUUCUUUUUUAUUGUUUUACUUUAUUUAAGAAGUGCUUUGUACAUCUACAUGUAACAAGUAUUAUUUUUAUUUUACAUGAAACGACUGACUUUAUUUUGCUUCUUAACCAAAAAGUUUGAUUAUGUUCAAGUCUUAAUUUUGAAAUGUUUGUUUUUGUUGCUAAUGUUUUAUGCAAAAAUCUAAUGCAACUGUUUGUCUGUAGGCCUAAAUCGAUCCACUUAAAAAGAUUUGACUUGUGCAGACACAGGUGCUACUUACUUAACACCUUUUUAUUUUCUGUUCUCCAGUACAAAUUUGUCAUUAUUUUUAGUAUAUUUGAUCUCUGUUGAUCCAGAAAACAGAACAGGGUUAGAAGUCCCAACUAUAGAAAAUUAUAAAUUACUCAAUUUUUCAAGACAAUCUAUGAAAUUGACCUUAAGUGGAAUUUAAGACAAUAUAAUUUGUUUUUUGCUAAUUAAACUCAUAGAAAAUUAUUCAGUGGGAAUUAUGUCUUAGAGGGAAACUGACAGGAAAUGUGUUGUCAGGCCAUUUUUAUGGGUCAGGUACUUUGUCAAAUUUACCAUAAAAUGUAUUAUAACUGUUUUACUGUAUCAGUUUUUUAUCAUUAUCAGAAUAAAAACUAAAUCAGGACA